Messenger RNA from Cajanus cajan (pigeon pea), 672 nucleotides. Lineage: Eukaryota; Viridiplantae; Streptophyta; Magnoliopsida; Fabales; Fabaceae. The record is from RefSeq and is a predicted model, not a curated record.
AACUACUCUUCUGAUAAAGUUAGAACUUAUUAUUUACAGGAGUUGAUUUUGGGCGGAACUGAUACAACUGCUGUUGUUCUUACAUGGGCAUUUUGUUUGCUAUUGCGAAAUCCUCAUGUAUUGAAAAAGGCUAAAGAAGAAAUUGAUAUUCAAAUUGGCAUAGAUGGAUUUAUAAAAGAGUCAGAUAUGAGUAAACUGGUGUAUCUUCAAGCUAUAGUUAAAGAGACACUAAGAUUGUAUCCACCCGCACCUUUUUCAUCACCUCGUGAAUUUAUAGAGAAUUGUAUUUUAGGUGGCUAUCACAUCAAAAAGGGAACUCGCCUAAUGCCAAACUUGUGGAAGAUUCAUAGAGACCCUAGUGUCUGGUCGGAUCCAUUGGAAUUCAAACCAGAAAGAUUUCUUACUACUCAUAAAGAUGUUGAUGUUAGGGGUCACAAUUAUGAGUUUUUACCGUUUGGAAGCGGAAGAAGGAUCUGUGCUGGAAUGUCCCUUGGCUUAAACAUGGCUCAUUUCGCUCUGGCUAAUUUCUUGCACUCCUUUGACAUUUUGAAUCCAUCAACUGAAUCUCCUGAUAUGACUGAAAUCUUUGGAUUCACGAAUACUAAAGCCACUCCACUUGAGAUUUUGGUUAAGCCACGUCUCACUCCCAACUAUUAUGAAACUUUAUAAUCC